AUGCUCCCCGAGGCAGGUUCCCUGUGGCUGCUGAGGCUGCUCCGGGACAUCCAGCUGGCCCAGUUUUACCGAUCCAUACUCGAGGAGCUGAAUGUUACCCGCCCAGAGCACUUCGACUUCGUAAGACCUGAGGACCUGGACGGCAUCGGCAUGGGCAGGCCUGCCCAGCGCAGACUGGCUGAAGCUCUGAAGAGGCACCGUGUCAGGCACAAGCCUAAGAACUGGGUCUACAAGAUCCUUGAGGGGUUUGCCCCUGAGCAGAAGGAGAGCACCCCACCCUCAGACAGCCCUCCAUUCCUCCCUGAGCCAGAGGGGGGACUGAAGUGUCUGAUCCCAGAUGGCGCUGUGAGCAGAGGAGAGCUGCUGGGCUCUGGCUGCUUUGGCGUGGUACACCGAGGGCUGUGGACGCUGCCCAGCGGUCAGAGUGUCCCAGUGGCUAUCAAGUCCCUCCGGGUGGCUCCGAAUGGCCCGGUGGGGACAGAGCUGAGGGACUUCCUUCGAGAGGUGUCUGUCAUGAUGAAUUUGGAGCACCCACACUUGCUGCGUCUGCAUGGGCUCGUACUGGGCCAACCUCUGCAAAUGGUGAUGGAGCUCGCACCGCUGGGCUCCCUGCACGCGCGCUUGACCGCUCCGGCCCCUACACCCCCGCUGCCCCUGGUCCUGCUCUGCCUCUUCCUGCGGCAGUUGGCGGGGGCCAUGGCGUACCUGGGGGCCCGCGGGCUGGUGCACCGGGAUCUCGCUACACGCAACUUGCUGCUGGUUUCACCCUGCACGAUCAAGGUGGCCGACUUCGGGCUGGUGCGCCCUCUGGGCGGUGCCCUGGGCCGUUACGUUAUGGGCGGGCCGCGCCCCAUCCCCUAUGCCUGGUGUGCUCCAGAGAGCCUUCGCCAGGGGGCCUUCUCUUCUGCCUCGGACGUGUGGAUGUUUGGGGUGACGCUGUGGGAGAUGUUCUCUGGGGGCAAGGAGCCCUGGGCCUGGGUCCCGCCCUACGUCAUCCUACAGCGGCUGGAGAAGGACCAAGCCCGACUGCCUAGGCCUCCUCUCUGCUCCAGGGCCCUCUACGCCCUGGCCUUGCGCUGCUGGGCCCUCCACCCUGCUGACCGGCCUACCUUCUCUUGCCUGGAGGGCCUGAUCCAAGAGGCCUGGCCUCCUGAGGGGCAUUGCGUGAGGGAUGUCACAGAGCCAGGGGCUCUGAGGAUGGAGCCUGGUGAUCCCAUCACUAUCAUCGAGGGCAGUGCCUCUUCCGGCAGCCCCGGCUCCACAACCUGGAAGGGCCAGAAUGGUCGCACACUGAAAGUAGGCAGCUUCCCAGCCUCAGCCGUGACGCUGGCAGGCUUGAGGGACUCGCCAGCCACCUGCCCAGUCCACCGAGGCUCCCCUGCCCGGGGAGAGCAAAGACGAGGAAGCACGGAUGGGGUCCGACCGAAGGCAAAGCUUCGGGAGCUACCUCCAGCAAAGGGUCAGAGAAGGAACGUGCCCCUUCAGAGGAUAAAAGGCAUUUCCAAGAGUCUGGAAUCUGUUCUGUCCCUGGGCCCAUGCCCCACGGGGGGUGGUUCAAGCCCCCCCGAACUUCGACAUGCCCGAGAUGUGCCCCAGGGACCCCCAGGCCUGUCAGCCCGCCCUCCCUUUGCCGCCAGCUCUUCUCAGCUCAGCCAGCCCCCCAGGGAGCGGCCAGCUUGGCCCAAAAGAGAACCUCUGUACAAUAACCCCUUGGAAGUACCUGGAGCCAGCAAAGCCGCUGUUUCUGAUCCUAAGUUGCAGAAGAGGGUUAUGGAGGUGGAGCUGAGUGUACAUGGGGUCACCCACCAGGAGUGCCAAGUGGCACUAAGAGCCACUGGGGGAGAUGUAGUUUCUGCCAUCCAGAACCUUAAGGUAGACCAGCUCUUCCACCUGAGUAGCCGGUCCAGAGCCGACUGCCGGCGCAUCUUGGAGCAUUACCAGUGGGACCUCUCAGCGGCCAGUCGCUAUGUUCUGGCUCGGCCCUGAGCUUUGCUCCCUUAGACAUGGACA
Molecule: messenger RNA, 2010 nt
Organism: Pteronotus mesoamericanus
Lineage: Eukaryota; Metazoa; Chordata; Mammalia; Chiroptera; Mormoopidae
Gene: TNK1
Product: tyrosine kinase non receptor 1
Exons: 12
Coding region: 1-1986 (661 amino acids)
Biological process (GO): protein phosphorylation
Molecular function (GO): ATP binding; protein tyrosine kinase activity; protein binding
Source: RefSeq, a predicted model, not a curated record